AUGACAUCCUCACCUCGAACACCCGUGACCGCCACGAUCUCGCACCCAGCCCACACCCUCCUCUCUCGUGCGCACUCUCCGGACACAGCAACGCGCAUCUUCACCGACAAAGUCAAGAACAAGCCCCUUUUACUACAGCCCACAGCGUCGUCAGACCAAAGAGCACUCCGGCGGCACAUCCGACUCCACAAAAAAGAGUACUUCCUUCGAAAGCGGAAACCCCAACCACUCAGCGCCAAAGAGAAGCGACAACUCGGCGUCUUCAAGCUGAAGAAGGAAGAAAUCAAAUAUGACAUCUACAAGCGACUGAACGAGCUGUGGCGCGGCUAUAUGCUGGAAGUCCUGGGUUAUAUGCGUGACGGUGAAGUCGUUGAGAGCCGAGGGAGGCCGAAACAGGUGUCGGCACAGAGCCACGGUGCGCUGCUCGCGAGUGCGGACUUCCACGGCGCGGAGAUGGAAGUUGUGCGCUGUGCGGAUGUCGGGAAAGUUGGUAUCAAAGGCAUCGUGGUUCGAGAUACGAAAUUUACGUUCGUUGUUGUCACGGCGAAAGAUGAGGUUAAGACACUACCGAAAAAGGAUACGGUGUUCCGCUAUGAAAUCCUGUUGUCUGGGAAAGAUGGUCUGGAGGGAAGGAAGUUGGUGUUUGAGUUACAUGGAAACCAGAUCGAGCUGAGGCCCGCAGACAGGGCGAAUCGAAAGUUCAAAUGGAAAGCUAUGGAUUACCUAUGA
Exophiala bonariae is the source of this 729-nucleotide messenger RNA. RefSeq lists its product as uncharacterized. The transcript has a single exon. The record is from RefSeq and is a predicted model, not a curated record. The coding region runs from base 1 to 729 and encodes 242 amino acids. Lineage: Eukaryota; Fungi; Ascomycota; Eurotiomycetes; Chaetothyriales; Herpotrichiellaceae. Gene Ontology annotation, molecular function: ribonuclease P RNA binding. Gene Ontology annotation, biological process: tRNA 5'-leader removal; rRNA processing. Gene Ontology annotation, cellular component: ribonuclease MRP complex; ribonuclease P complex.